UUGUCUGUUCUGGCGAUGUCAACAUCAGCACACAGUGAUCGCAAAGGCCCGAAAUGCUUUUCUCACUUGUGCCCAGUUUAGGCAUUCGCAAAGGUUUGGUUAUCAACUCGCUUUUCCUAUCGAAAAAGGUUUCGCCGUUGUUUAGUUUAUCGGUCACAAGGUCCGUGUCCAACUUCGCGUUACGCCAUCGCUACAGGAUGAACGUCGUUUACUUCCGCCAGCUGCCCGGGGAAGACCAGUGUGCCAUUUGCUUCCAUUUGGCCAGCGAACGAUACCGAAUCGAUAAGGUGUUCAACUUUUCCCGGAACGUUACGGAGAACAUCGAUGCGAGCCUGGAAAGGAUGCGGACCAACAUCGAGAAGGAAGUGAAGAAAAAAACGAAUAAAAAGAAGAAAAAUAAAAUCGCACCGGUCGAAGAAUCGGCGGAAGCAGGAAGCAGUAAAGAUGACCAGGAACUGCCGAAGGUUAGCGUUCGGUUUUUCGAUGAGGGUCGGAAUCAGGACAUCCAGAAUAUGGCAAUUUCUGAACUGCUGACCAAGAUACAGGACGAAGAGAGGAUCUUGCUGAAAAUCUUGGACGACGACUUUCGGAUAGACUUCAAUUCACCUGUGGUGCAAUCCCUAAAUCUACCUCAAUCUAUUCUGGCCGGAUUUUACGUGUACCCAUCGAAGCUGGAGCUGCUCUUUGCGGACAGAAGCCAAUCCGAGUUCCAGUGGUACCGGGGGAAGAUGCCAACGUCGAACAAUGCCCAGCAAAUCGAAUGGAGUCCCGUAGGAAGCGGCUUUUCCUACAUGGCCAAACCGGAUGACGUCGGAUGUCGCCUCAAAGUUGUAUGUGUUCCUAAGAAUUCCGUUAAAGCCGGCCCACCGACAGAAGUCAUAUCCUCUUGCGAAGUUCAAGCCGGACCAGGCCAAUGCCCGUUCGAUAUCCGGCACCUCUUCACGCAAAAGAAGCUAACGAACGACUUCCAAUUCCGGGUCAUGACGUACAACAUUCUGGCGGAUCUGUACGCGGACAGCGAUUACAGCAGAACGGAACUGUUCGGGUACUGUCCGAAUUAUGCGCUGCAUAUCGAAUAUCGAAAACAGCUGUUCAUUAAGGAAAUACUGGGAUACAACUCGGAUAUCAUCUGCCUUCAGGAGGUGGAUGCCAAAAUCUUCGACCUGGACCUGACGGCCGUGCUGCGCAUGAAGAACCUAGAGGGACAUUUUAAGGCCAAAGGGAAGACGGCGGAGGGGUUGGCCACGUUCUACGAUGUUAAUCGAUUUGAGGAACUGGACCGCCAAGGUAUCACAUUCGGAGAGAACUUGGAAACAGCUCCGGCGUUCCAAGGCCUUUGGAACCAGAUAAAAUCUAAUGAAAAACUGGCAGCUCGCAUCAAAGAUCGAUCGACUGCAAUUCAGGUGACCCUAUUGCGUUCCCGUUCGGUGCCUCAGAAGCACCUGUUGGUAGCGAACACCCAUUUCUAUUUCCACCCGGACGCAGAUCACAUACGACUUCUGCAAGGAGGCUUCUCUAUGUUGUACGUUAGGGAUCUGUACGAAAAAUACGAGCGGGAAAUGGGUUUGGAUAGGAACAACUUUGCCAUCAUAUUCUGCGGAGAUUUUAACAGCGUUCCCGAGUGUGGGAUGUACCGUUUGAUGACGGAACGGUUCGUCGGCGAUGAGAUGGCCGAUUGGCAAAGCAAUGAGGAGGAAGCCGUACGGGGAGUUACACUCUCGCAACCGUUCUGGUUCAAAUCGGCCUGUGGCUGUCCGAAGUAUACCAACUUCACUGUUGGGUUCAAAGCCUGUAUCGACUUCAUCUACUAUCAGAGCGAUGUCCUGCGAGUGAACGACAUUGUGCCUCUGCCCAGCGAGGAGGAACUGAUGGCAUAUGAUGCCAUCCCGUCGCCGGUGUUGCCAUCGGAUCAUAUUGCCUUGGUGGCGAGUCUCGAGUGGAAUGGGAAAUCGUGAUAAGCAAUAAUGGCUUUAAUCAAUGGCAAUGUAAAAUUCCUUAAUAUUUGUACUAUACAUAAUAAAAGUUACGAAAAAGUUGUUUAAAA
Aedes aegypti (yellow fever mosquito) is the source of this 2044-nucleotide messenger RNA. RefSeq names its product 2',5'-phosphodiesterase 12. The record is from RefSeq and is a predicted model, not a curated record. Gene Ontology annotation, biological process: nuclear-transcribed mRNA catabolic process, deadenylation-dependent decay. Bases 54 to 1955 code for a protein of 633 amino acids. The transcript is spliced from 2 exons. Lineage: Eukaryota; Metazoa; Arthropoda; Insecta; Diptera; Culicidae. Gene Ontology annotation, cellular component: mitochondrion. Gene Ontology annotation, molecular function: 3'-5'-RNA exonuclease activity.